Messenger RNA from Peromyscus leucopus (white-footed mouse), 2028 nucleotides. It is a transcript of the gene Pls3, whose product is annotated as plastin 3. Gene Ontology annotation, molecular function: actin filament binding; calcium ion binding. The coding region runs from base 199 to 2001 and encodes 600 amino acids. Gene Ontology annotation, biological process: actin filament bundle assembly; actin filament network formation. The transcript has 16 exons. Gene Ontology annotation, cellular component: cytoplasm; actin filament bundle; actin filament. The record is from RefSeq and is a predicted model, not a curated record. NCBI's taxonomy places the organism in Eukaryota, Metazoa, Chordata, Mammalia, Rodentia, Cricetidae.
UAGGUCGCCUCCCGCUAGUUCCCAGUGAACUACUGAGGGUGACCCAGCGGGUUCCUGAGGACCCUGUGUCUCCUAGAGGGGCUGGACACCGAGCGGGUGCGGUGGCCCUGGGAAGGAACCUGGCUUGGGCUGCCCACCUUCUGCCGGCUCCCCUCCCUAUCCCUUACCCUGAGCGUCGGGACCGCGCGGCGUCUCCCUAUGAAUCUUUACAUGGAUGACAUGGCAACCACUCAGAUUUCCAAAGACGAACUUGAUGAACUCAAAGAGGCCUUUGCGAAAGUUGAUCUCAACAGCAAUGGAUUCAUUUGCGACUAUGAACUUCAUGAGCUUUUCAAGGAAGCCAAUAUGCCACUGCCAGGAUAUAAAGUGAGAGAAAUUAUUCAAAAACUCAUGCUGGAUGGUGACAGAAACAAAGAUGGGAAGAUAAGUUUUAAUGAAUUUGUUUAUAUUUUCCAAGAGGUAAAGAGCAGUGAUAUUGCUAAAACCUUCCGAAAAGCCAUCAACAGGAAAGAAGGGAUUUGCGCUCUGGGAGGAACGUCAGAGUUGUCCAGUGAAGGAACACAGCACUCCUACUCAGAGGAAGAAAAAUACGCUUUCGUUAACUGGAUAAACAAAGCUUUGGAAAAUGAUCCCGAUUGCAGACACGUUAUACCCAUGAACCCGAAUACUGAUGACCUGUUCAAAGCAGUUGGUGAUGGAAUUGUGCUCUGCAAAAUGAUCAACCUUUCAGUUCCUGAUACCAUUGAUGAGAGAGCAAUCAACAAGAAGAAACUUACACCCUUCAUCAUUCAGGAAAACUUGAACUUGGCACUGAACUCUGCUUCUGCCAUUGGGUGUCACGUUGUGAACAUUGGUGCCGAAGAUUUGCGGGCUGGGAAACCUCAUCUGGUUUUGGGACUGCUCUGGCAGAUUAUUAAGAUUGGCUUGUUCGCUGACAUUGAAUUAAGCAGGAAUGAAGCACUGGCUGCUUUGCUUCGAGAUGGUGAGACUUUGGAGGAGCUUAUGAAACUAUCUCCAGAAGAGCUUCUGCUAAGAUGGGCCAACUUUCAUCUGGAAAAUUCAGGCUGGCAAAAAAUCAACAACUUCAGUGCUGACAUCAAGCUUUUUGACUUCAGUAAUUCAGUGAAGGACUCCAAAGCCUAUUUCCAUUUGCUCAAUCAAAUUGCACCAAAAGGACAGAAGGAAGGUGAACCACGGAUAGAUAUCAGCAUGUCAGGUUUCAAUGAAACAGAUGAUUUGAAGAGAGCUGAAAGUAUGCUUCAACAAGCAGAUAAAUUAGGUUGCAGACAGUUCGUUACCCCUGCUGAUGUUGUCAGUGGAAACCCCAAACUGAACUUAGCCUUCGUAGCUAACCUCUUUAAUAAAUACCCAGCACUCACUAAACCUGAAAACCAGGACAUUGACUGGACUCUACUAGAAGGAGAAACUCGUGAAGAAAGAACCUUCCGUAACUGGAUGAACUCUCUUGGUGUUAAUCCUCACGUAAACCAUCUCUAUGCUGACCUGCAAGAUGCCCUGGUCAUCUUACAGCUAUAUGAACGAAUUAAAGUUCCUGUGGACUGGAGUAAAGUUAACAAGCCUCCAUACCCGAAGUUGGGAGCCAACAUGAAAAAGUUAGAAAACUGCAACUAUGCAGUUGAAUUAGGGAAGCACCCAGCUAAAUUCUCCCUGGUUGGCAUUGGAGGACAAGACCUGAAUGAUGGGAACCCAACCUUGACCUUGGCUGUAGUCUGGCAGCUGAUGAGAAGAUAUACCCUUAAUGUUCUGGAAGAUCUUGGAGAAGGUCAGAAAGCAAAUGAUGACAUCAUUGUAAACUGGGUGAACAGAACAUUGAGUGAAGCUGGAAAGUCAACUUCCAUUCAGAGUUUUAAGGACAAGACGAUCAGCUCCAGUUUGGCAGUUGUGGAUUUAAUUGAUGCCAUCCAGCCAGGCUGCAUUAACUAUGACCUUGUUAAGAGCGGAAAUCUUACGGAAGAUGACAAGCACAACAACGCCAAGUAAGGGCCAGCCUGCAGUGUCACACAAAGA